AGUUGUUCCAGCUGAUAAUUCCUGCCUGUUCACAAGUGUUAGGUGAGUCAGUUGCUCUGAUAGCUUUUGAUUUGAUUGCAACAUUCAAUUUGAUCAGUAAUUUUUUGCAAUGAGCAAACCAUGGGCAAGAGAAAGCUAAGGAUAACUGAAACCCAUGAACAUUUUCAUCUGUACACUGGCUUCAUGUAUUGUGCCAGUUUAGAUAACCACUGCCAGAAAUAACAGAAAGUUAAGCAAGAGGUUAUUCAUGAACAUGUAUGAAAUAUGUGUCUUGACUGGCUUGCAAAAAUAUUGUGCUGCUAGCAUCAAUUGUGUUAAAAGUAUCUUUUACAAUGAAAGAGAAAAUAAAAGAUUGCUAUAAAGAUGUUAAAUUCAGCUAUCACACUGCUCAAGCAUUUGAUUAAGAGGACUUCUAAAUUUUAAUCUUUGGUUUGGAUGUGCAUUUUGUAGCAUACUUGUAUUCACUUUAAAAUAAGAGAUCAUUUUUGUUUCCUGGACAGUAGGUGUUCUGACCCCUCUCUAUGUUGCAUUUUUUAUAGUUAUGUUAUGGUGGGUGACUCCUCCUGUUCUGCUGAAUUAAGAAAGCUCAUUGCACAGUGUGUUUCAAAUGAUCCUUUGACGUUCAAUACUGCUUUCCUUGGCCAAGAUAACUCAGAUUACUGCAACUGGAUAUUGAAUAAAGACAAUUGGGGAGGUAUAGUAGUCUUAAGCUGGUAACACAGGUGCUAGGUGUGCCUAGAUGUGCAAUUAUUGUUUUUCUACUGAUCACUGUGAUUGCAGCAGAAAAUCGGUGAUAUCUGACAUGUCAGAUAUUGCCAAUUUUCUUGGUGGUCAAAUUUUCUGCGACCAGUGAUUUAAAUCGCCAGGUAUGUCACCAGCUUUAAGUUUACCUUACUGUAAAUGCUAUAGAAGAAUGUUUUGUUCUUUAAAUCUACAAUCGUAAUGAAAAAGAUUUAAAGCUUCUAGAUACUUUUUUUUCUGGCUUCCUUUUAUUCAUCUCCAUUGAUCUACUUAAACAACAUGCAACACACUCAAGGAUUUUUUUUUUUAAAUCCUUCUUUAGGAGCAAUUGAGCUUUCAAUUCUGAGUAAGCACUACCAAACAGAGAUUGCUGUUGUUGAUAUUGAGACUGGGAGAGUUGACAGAUAUGGUAAAAAUCACUUUUAUAUCUGCACGAUUAGGGUAGUCUUACUGUGUGGUGAAAGGGGUUAAGAAGGGUUUCUGAAGUGAAUAAAGAUGCACUCCCCCCCCUCCUGAAAAUUGUUUGAGUUGUUAUCAUUUUUUGGGGACAGCAUGAAUGAAUGAUUUCACUUUAAACCUUUAACUCCUAGGAGUGAAUAACGCCUAAUUUCUCCUAACAACAUCACCCCAGAAUCAAACAUUAAGGUCAGGAGAAUAGAGGAGAUGAUCAUCAACUGAAGAAGCUCUUGAUUGUUGAACAAAUUCUCCUUGUCAGAACCCUAGGAAAAUUUUGUCUAGGGAGUAGUAUGGAGAAUAUGCAUACUGAUGUUAGAGAGUAAGGGGUUAAGUGAUCCCAAUGUUUCUUAAUCCUCUGAAACCCACAUUAAUUGCUAACAUGUUUGAAAGUCGGGCUAGAAUCGUUUGCUUGUUUUUCUAUAAACAGUUUUCCAGAGGCUUAAAAAGAGGAAUCCAUUGGGUCAGUUAGGACAACUAGAUUAUCCUAGGCUGUCAGGCGGUUGCCCUUUAGGCAAAGCCUUAAGCAAGCAAGAUUACAAUCCACGCCCAGAACGCAAACUGGAAUUCACUCAGCUAUUUAUGCAAAUCAGAGUGUUUUUAUCAACAAUCAUACAUAGAACUUUCUUGAACUCAGUGAGAUUUUUCAGCAAAUAUUGCAGUCCAAGUUGUAAUUUUUACUUGCCAAAAUAAAGCUUAUGAGAUGUUGAUAACUGAGCUUCAUAACCAAACUUGCUUUCUAGGGGAAGGCAUUGGCUACAGCAAAUGUGUUUAUCUGAUCUAUGAUGGCAUUCAUUAUGAUCCUCUCGCUGUACAAAGUUCUGACCGUACAAAAGAACCUCUUCAGACUGUUUUUCCUGUUGGAGACGACAUGCGACUAGCUGAAGCUCUUGAAAUUGCUGCAGGGGCUAAACAGGUUAGAAUAAUAGAUAGUAAUAGGUAGUAUAAUAGUCAGAAUAUAGAAUAGCUUUAUUUUUAUUCAGAGGUUUGUAUUAAGAAGAGUUCAGAUCUCUCUGAAUUAUUAAUUCUUGUCCGCCAAAAUGGCUGCCUUUUUCGGUACUCCGUAGCAUCCUCGAUAAGAUCGAAUUGUAAAUGUCUCUUGCUCGUAGAUCAAAAUUACUUUUGCGUUUAUCUCUCUGUUUUGAGGAGAUUGAAUAUAUGUUUAAAGUUUUCACGACGUCAAAGAGCCUGUAAGCCUUAGGUACACUUGGUGCACUUGCGCGCAUUCGAGAGUGGAUCCACCUUCUUCAGCUUUUGGCUCCGUUUACACAUUCCCUCUCUUUCAAUCAUUUUUAAUGUUUCUACUGCAUGGAAACGGAUGCUCAUUAGCCGCUCGGCAUCAAACACGCGUUUUUGCACCUACAUCUGAACUUCUUCCUUCCAGAAACGCCAAUUCACGAACCUAUCUCAGUUUUCUAUCCGCUGCCUCGUCUGUGAAACACUGCUUGCUGGGCAACAAGCGGCUCAACAUCACGCAGUUACCACAGGUCAUACGAACUUUGGAGAAGUGUGAACAGGCCUUGAGGUUUGGUGGUUUGGAAUUUUUCCAGUUCCUCCUGGAUUCCGAAUACGGACGGAUAAAGGCUGGGCGUGGCGUAUUCCUGAGCGCGCUAAAAUGUGGUUACCCAUCAGAAGUGGUGUUUAAGUGCAUUCACGAGAAAUGCUACGUCUGACCACGGAGUGAACGAAGUCUAAACGCAAAAUGAACGCAGUCCGCAGCUGAAACUCCAAUUUUGCGAAUACUUGCUUAAAGAACUGGAAAUGUGAUUUGAAGAGCUUUUAUCAUUUCCAAGUGUUAAGUUUGCCGUGGAAACUAACUGAAAAACGAUACGUUAGGAUAUAAAAACUUGAAAAAAAUAUUAUUUUUGUUGAAUGUGAAUUUAAAUGAAUUAUUUAUUCAAGUCUUGAAAUCGUCAAUAUUUGACUAAUCAGAUUUAUUCUCAAUUUGAAAUAGUUCCAAGUGUCGUAACUAUUCAAUCUAAAACAAUUGAAUGGUUCUUUUAUUUCAAUCCUUUUUGAAGAUUUAGAUAGCAGUACUUUCGUAAUUGCCAGUCAAGUAACUCAUCUGAAGAACUAUUUUCGAUGGAUGAACAACACUAAUGGCAGAUCGAUUGAAAUCUGUCAACCAUCAAAGACGUAUUCGGAAAGGGGAGCUGGCUUAAAGUUGUUCAGUGAUUUUGACUGUAGGGUUAGGAUCCCCGUUAUUAAGCACCGUUUUUUCCCUCAGGAAGUACGUGCGCCAUAAUUGGUCAAUUUAGCGGGCCGUAUUUAACUGCAAGGCCCACUUAAUUCAAAAGAUUGUUUCUAUUGAAAACUUCCCUUUUUAAUUGAAGAUUUGAUAACUAUCUUACUAACCUCGUCUUCACGGCCCAUACAGUAAGUCACAGAACCUUGUUUUAAGGCCCGCACGCUACGCACUCACGCCUUGAAAUCCUCACUAGCAGAAAAAGCUCGUUCCUUAGAAAACGAGGUCAAUAAGAGGUAAAUGAAAGAAAUUAAAACAGAACAAACAAGAGAAGCUUUAGUUCGAUCC
This is a messenger RNA of Pocillopora meandrina, 3727 nucleotides long. NCBI's taxonomy places the organism in Eukaryota, Metazoa, Cnidaria, Anthozoa, Scleractinia, Pocilloporidae. The record is from the annotation of a GenBank genome assembly.